AUGCUGAAGGAGCUCCAGUUCUCCCUGUCUAUAGCCCUGCUGCUGGCCUGUGGCUUCCUCUACCGGCUCACCCUGAGGUCCUACUGCCUCUUCUCCUGCCUGCCUUCCUCCAAGUCCCAGCAGGGGCUGGAUGCGCUCCUGAGCCAGGGACACAGCAUUGUGUUUGUGGAGACUUCGGAGAAGGUGGAGCCACCCCCGCUGGUAUCCUGUGCUGUAGAGUCUGCCGCCAAGACUUAUCCUGAGCAGCCCGUGAUCUUCUUCAUGCAAGGGCUCCACAACUCCACACAGCUGCCCUCCAACUCCAGUUCCUCAGCCUUCUCCCUCCUCUCAGCAAUAGACAAUGUUUUCCUCACCCCUUUGGAUAUGAACAGGCUGUUUGAAGACACGCCCUUGUUUUCAUGGUACACUCACAUCAACAGCAAAGCAGAGAGACACUGGCUCCACAUCAGCUCUGAUGCCUCCCGCCUGGCCAUCAUCUGGAAAUAUGGCGGCGUCUACAUGGACACCGAUGUCAUCUCCAUCAGACCCAUCCCUGAGGAAAACUUUUUAGCUGCACAGUCUUCUCAGGUCUCUAGUAAUGGGGUAUUUGGGUUCUCACCCCAUCACCCCUUCUUGUGGGAAUGCAUGGAAAAUUUUGUUGAGCACUACAACUCAGACAUUUGGGGUAACCAAGGUCCCCUUUUGAUGACGAGGAUGUUGAGGCUGUGGUGCAAACUCAGAGACUUCCAAGAGCUCAGUGACCUCAGCUGUCAGAACAUGUCCUUCCUACACCCCCACAGAUUUUAUCCCAUUUCCUUUGCACAGUGGAGGCGCUACUAUGAAGUCUGGGACCCGGAACCAAGCUUCAAUAACUCUUACGCUCUGCAUCUGUGGAACCACAUGAACCAGGGGAAGAGAACUGUUAUUAAAGAGAGUAACACCCUGGUGGAAAAUCUCUACCGCAAGUACUGUCCUACAACUUACAGGUACCUGGUUCAAGGCCCAGAAGAGAAGGUUCAGUGACCGGGUCCAGGUAACAACAGAGCCAACCCUGAGUUGCUGCUAUUAGUGAAACUGGAUGGUUCCUGGACUGCCAUGCUGUCACUGAUCUCCACUGUCUCCGAGGUGUGGGGUUUACCCAGGAUUAGCUUUCCGUCUGUAAGAGAACCAGCCCACGUAGCAGUGGCUACGAAGCACAGAAAUUUAUCUCUCUUAUAAAAAAGAAGUCCAAAGGCCAGCAAUUCAGGGCAGGUAUGGUAACAGUGGUCACACAGGACCCAGGCUUGUUUCUGUUUGUCAUCCUUGGUGUCCACAGUCCAGGGCCCAUGUAUGUUUUGGACCUCUGCCCCAUCAUAUCUGUAUUUCAGGCAGUAGG
Messenger RNA from Chinchilla lanigera (long-tailed chinchilla), 1354 nucleotides. RefSeq names its product alpha-1,4-N-acetylglucosaminyltransferase (gene A4gnt). Gene Ontology annotation, molecular function: acetylglucosaminyltransferase activity. The transcript has 2 exons. The record is from RefSeq and is a predicted model, not a curated record. NCBI's taxonomy places the organism in Eukaryota, Metazoa, Chordata, Mammalia, Rodentia, Chinchillidae. The coding region runs from base 1 to 1002 and encodes 333 amino acids. Gene Ontology annotation, biological process: protein O-linked glycosylation.